Molecule: messenger RNA, 1194 nt
Organism: Oikopleura dioica
Lineage: Eukaryota; Metazoa; Chordata; Appendicularia; Copelata; Oikopleuridae
Source: the annotation of a GenBank genome assembly
AUGGACGACAAAAGACCCUUGGAUGUCAUAGAUCCCGACAGCGAAUGGGAAUGCACUGUUGAAGCACCAGUUAAUAUUGCACUAGUCAAAUACUGGGGGAAGAAGGAUGAAAAGCUCAUUUUGCCUUACAAUGACUCGAUAAGUCUCACACUUGACGAGACGGUGCUUGGCACUAGAACCACAGUUUCCUAUUCGGCGACGUACGAAGAGGAUUGCUUGGUGCUUAACGGCGAAGAACAGAAAAUCUCGAGCCGACUUGAAAAUGUAAUAGAAGAGAUCCGACGCGCCUUUCGAAAACAUGCUGUGAGAAACAAAAUGAAUGCGCAGAAUCUUAUGAUAAUGACCAGAUUCCGCUUUAGAAUAGUCACUGAGAACAAAAUGCCCACAGCAGCAGGCCUUGCAUCGAGCGCUUCUGGAAUGGCCUGUAUAACAUUUGCGCUGUGCACCGCUCUUGGAAUAGCAGAAAGUGUCGACAUGAGUCGACUGGCGCGUUUAGGAUCGGGCUCUGCCUGUAGAUCGAUUUAUGGAGGGCUGGUACAGUGGGAGGCUGGCAAGGAGGAAGACGGAAGCGAUUCUGUCGCGAAACAGAUUUACCCUGCGCAUGCCUGGCCAGAACUCAGAGUGCUCGUUUUGGUCGUAAACGGCGAGAAGAAAAAAAUUGGCAGCACUAAAGGAAUGCAGAUGUCGAUAGAAACAUCUGAUUUUAUGAUUUCAAGGCCUAAGCAAUGCAAAGACAGAAUACAAGAAGUUUGUUGGGCAUUUCAGGCAAAGCACUUCCCUGCUCUCGGCGAAGUGAUCAUGAAGGACUCAAACACUCUCCAUGCAAUUUGCCGUGAUACCCUACCACCAGUCAACUAUUUAAAUGAGACCUCAGAAGUGCUCAUCGAAUUCGUCCACGAUUUGAAUAGCAUUAUUGGAGAAGUUUCUGUAGCGUACACUUUCGACGCUGGCCCGAACUGCUUCUUAGUUUUUCAAGAGAAACACGAACACUUGCUGAAGUGGAUUCUAUCUCAAACGUUUCUUGACAGUAAUGGCCUGCUUAAUACUGAUAAGCCCAAGUUUGAUAAUGAUGAAAAUUUAUACGCCGAUUUGAUAAAACAAUAUCAAUCAAAGAAUUACAAAGUUAUUAAAGAUUUCUAUUGCACAGAAGUAGGAAGUGGACCAAAAGUCGUUAAAAAUCCUACAAUUAUCUAA